Messenger RNA from Aspergillus ibericus CBS 121593, 1177 nucleotides. RefSeq names its product mitochondrial 37S ribosomal protein mS23 (gene rsm25). The transcript is spliced from 2 exons. Gene Ontology annotation, molecular function: structural constituent of ribosome. The record is from RefSeq and is a predicted model, not a curated record. Bases 135 to 941 code for a protein of 268 amino acids. Gene Ontology annotation, cellular component: mitochondrial small ribosomal subunit. Lineage: Eukaryota; Fungi; Ascomycota; Eurotiomycetes; Eurotiales; Aspergillaceae.
UCUGGAUCCCGAACCACCACUUGAACCGCCCAAAGCCUGCCACGGACCCCCCGCGAUCCCCGGCCAAUUGAUCCUGUCGGUGCUGCUCUCCGACUGCCUGCUUGUUAUUCGCAGAUUCUGCACCGGCUCUCACGAUGGGCAGAUAUAACCUCGCGGCCCUCCGGGUUCGCAAACUCGCUGUGGCAGAGCAGCUCGCUUCAAAGCGUAGUGCUGUUACAGAUCCCCCCCGCUGGCUGGAUGUAAUGCACGACGUCCCUCCGGCCCAGGUUCUUGUGCGGAAUCAGCCCCAACAACACCAACUGGUUCGCCAGCGUCUGAAAACCAUCCCCGGUGCAUCGAAGCCGCAGGCCGUCUUCGAAGUCCAGGAGAAACGCGUCAAGCCGAAGAAGGCAAGCCGCAUGUUCAUGCCUGUUGAAAUCAAGUACGAGGAAGAUCAGCUGCGCAAGGAAUUCUUCCGCGACCACCCCUGGGAAUUGGCACGACCCCGAAUCCUCGUCGAAAAGUCCGGCAAGGAUUUUGAAAGAUAUAACUGGAGCCGGCUCCAGCAACCGGGAAAGAGUCUGGAUGGUGAGAGUGUUGUUCAGCGACAGCUCUGGCUCCUUAAUAAUGUCCCCGAUAUGACCAAGAGCGCCGCCUAUGAUAUUGCACGCCGCGAGUUUUACCGCCUCCGUCUACAGGAAGACAUUGAGCGACGUGUUGCUGCCGAAGAGGCCGAAGCUACUGGUGCGGUGUUCGGACCGACACGCCUAGAAAUCGGUAUGGAGCUCGAGAACCGGGAGUAUGAGCGUUGGAAACAGUGGGCCAAGACAGAAGCCCAACUUUCAGACCAGAGAUUGGCUGCAUUCCUUGGGAAUCCGGAAGUCCAGGCUGCUGCUGCUGCUGAGGAACCAGAACAAGCCUUGGAAGAUGGUGUCGUGGACAAGGCUGGACAAGCAGCGUGAACCCGGGGCAGCUGUCCUUGUUAGGAGUUUAGUAUAGUCAACCCCGGAAGAGAGGGGCUUUGCCAGACUCUCUUAUGGCUUAUGUACACUACUGGAUUGUCUUCAUUUUCUUCUUGGGUUGCUCUCUGUUGUUUGUUCUGUGUUUCUUUAUAUCCUGGUUGUGAAUAAGAUCCUUGGGUCAUAUGUAUAGAUUUGUUACUAUGUUAGCAUCCGCUAUGCUGACUAGCCAAGUGCAG